AUGACUGACGCCCCCUUCGAGUUCCUGCCUUUGGGCGCCAUCCUCCAGUCGUUCAGGGUCAACGGCACCAACAUCGUCCAAGGUUUCCCGACCCAGGACCUCUACGAGAAGCACAACUCUCCCUACUUUGGCGUCACCGUCGGCCGCGUCGCGAACCGCCUCGAGUCCGCCCAGAUCAAGUCCCUCAACGGCGGCAAGACCUACAAGCUCGCGGCCAACGACGGCGCUAACCACCUCCACGGCGGUAUCAAGCCCUGGAGCAAGCGCGUGUGGGACGGCCCCAAGCCCGUCGGCACCCGUGAGAUCCCCGGCGUCGAGGGCCUCAAGGGCGGCGAGAGCGUCGAGUUCUCGCUCACCAGCGAGGAUGGCGACGAGGGCUUCCCGGGAACUGUGAAGGUCACUGUUGUCUACACUGCUGGCACGCAACAGGUCGACGGCAAGGAGGUCUCCGUGCUGGGCAUGGAGUACGAGGCUAAGCUUGUUGAUGGCGCCGACGAGACGGCCAUCAACAUGACGAACCACUCUUACUUCAACCUCACCGGCGACGAGACCUUCGCGGGGACCAUCGCCACGCUGGCGACGAACGCCCACCUGCCCCGCGAGAACGGCAUCCCCACCGGCGGCCCCGUGCCGUUCCCCGGCAUCGAGGGCGGCAAGCCGUUCGAGCUGGGCGUCGACGGGCCCGCCGUCGACGACUGCUUCGUCGUCAACGAGAACCCCGGCUCGGUGCCCGUCGACACGCGCAAGGAGCCGCUGAGGCUCCACGUGCACGCGAAGCACCCCAAGAACGGCGUCAACCUGGAGGUCCUCAGCACGGAGCCCGCUUUCCAGUUUUACACGGGCGAGGGCAUCGACGUGCCUGCGGUGGAGGGCGCGCCGGCGAGGGGCAAGAGGAGCGGGUUCUGCGUUGAGCCGAGCCGUUGGGUCAAUGCUAUCAAUGUGGAUGAGUGGAAGGGCCAGAUGUUGCUGAAGAAGGGCGAGACUUAUGGCACUCGUAUCGUGUACAAGGCCUGGAGCGAGUGA
This is a messenger RNA of Colletotrichum karsti, 1023 nucleotides long. Its product is annotated as aldose 1-epimerase. The transcript has a single exon. NCBI's taxonomy places the organism in Eukaryota, Fungi, Ascomycota, Sordariomycetes, Glomerellales, Glomerellaceae. Bases 1 to 1023 code for a protein of 340 amino acids. Gene Ontology annotation, biological process: beta-D-galactose catabolic process via UDP-galactose, Leloir pathway; glucose metabolic process. Gene Ontology annotation, molecular function: aldose 1-epimerase activity; carbohydrate binding. The record is from RefSeq and is a predicted model, not a curated record.